GCCUUCCUGAAUAGUCCUGGCUUCGGAACUCGCUGCAUGAAAGACCAGCCACUGACUAAAAAGUUCCCUUGUAAAAACAUCUCUAGUGAAUGGAUCAUCCCUACUGUGUCACCAAGCGUAACCAACAUUCUGUUAUCUCACGAAUGGACUCCGAAUAAUCCAUCCCCUUCCUGCACCUGCAGUACAAGGAAUAAGCUGAUAAUGCUGCCCGAAUGUCCUGAGGGUGCUGGGGGGCGCCCUCCACCACAGAGAAUUCAGCCCGGCUCAGAGAUUCUCCAGGACCUCACAGAGCGAAAUAUUUCAGAUUUUCUCCUGAAAACAUACCCCACUCUGAUAAGA
This is a messenger RNA of Staurois parvus, 339 nucleotides long. The record is from the annotation of a GenBank genome assembly. NCBI's taxonomy places the organism in Eukaryota, Metazoa, Chordata, Amphibia, Anura, Ranidae.